Messenger RNA from Mesoplodon densirostris (Blainville's beaked whale), 4845 nucleotides. RefSeq names its product rab5 GDP/GTP exchange factor. Lineage: Eukaryota; Metazoa; Chordata; Mammalia; Artiodactyla; Ziphiidae. Gene Ontology annotation, molecular function: guanyl-nucleotide exchange factor activity; small GTPase binding; zinc ion binding. Gene Ontology annotation, cellular component: endocytic vesicle; cytosol. The record is from RefSeq and is a predicted model, not a curated record. Gene Ontology annotation, biological process: vesicle-mediated transport. The coding region runs from base 99 to 2141 and encodes 680 amino acids. The transcript has 14 exons.
CGGCGUGAGGGCGGGUUGUGACUGGCGCCCGGACCUACUCGAGCGACUCGGGGAGAGCGGCUGUCCGGACGUCGGUGGAGCAGCAGGUGAGGAAGAAGAUGAGCCUUAAGUCUGAACGCCGAGGAAUUCAUGUGGAUCAAUCAGAGCUCCUAUGCAAGAAAGGAUGUGGUUAUUACGGCAACCCUGCUUGGCAGGGUUUCUGCUCCAAGUGCUGGAGGGAGGAGUACCACAAAGCCAGGCAGAAGCAGAUUCAGGAGGAUUGGGAACUAGCAGAGCGACUACAGCGGGAGGAAGAAGAGGCGUUUGCCAGCAGUCAGAGCAGCCAAGGGGCCCAAUCCCUCACAUUUUCCAAGUUUGAAGAAAAGAAAACCAAUGAGAAGACCCGCAAGGUUACCACAGUGAAGAAAUUCUUCAGUGCUUCAUCCAGGGUUGGAUCAAAGAAGGCAGAAAUUCAGGAACCAAAAGCUCCCAGUCCUUCUAUAAACCGGCAAACCAGCAUUGAAACGGAUAGAGUGUCUAAAGAGUUCAUAGAAUUUCUCAAGACCUUCCACAAGACAGGCCAAGAAGUCUAUAAGCAGACCAAGCUGUUUUUGGAAACAAUGCAUUACAAAAGGGAUUUAAGCAUUGAGGAACAGUCAGAGUGUACUCAGGAUUUUUACCAGAAUGUGGCUGAGAGAAUGCAGACUCGUGGAAAAGUGCCUCCAGAAAGAGUUGAGAAGAUAAUGGAUCAGAUUGAAAAGUACAUCAUGACUCGUCUCUAUAAAUAUGUGUUCUGUCCAGAAACUACUGAUGAUGAGAAGAAAGAUCUUGCUAUUCAAAAAAGGAUCAGAGCCCUGCACUGGGUUACACCUCAGAUGCUUUGUGUCCCUGUUAAUGAAGAAAUUCCAGAGGUGUCUGAUAUGGUGGUGAAAGCAAUUACAGAUAUCAUUGAAAUGGAUUCGAAGCGUGUGCCCCGGGAUAAGUUGGCCUGCAUCACCAAGUGCAGCAAGCACAUCUUCAAUGCCAUCAAGAUCACCAAGAACGAGCCAGCUUCAGCUGAUGACUUCUUACCCACUCUCAUCUACAUUGUUUUGAAGGGCAACCCCCCACGCCUUCAGUCCAAUAUCCAGUACAUCACCCGCUUCUGCAACCCAAGCCGACUGAUGACUGGAGAGGAUGGCUACUAUUUCACCAACCUGGUGGAGCUGAUCAGAAUAAUGUUCAACAUCAACCCCCUGGAGAACCUGAAGGUGUAUAUCAGCAGCCGGCCCCCCUUGGUGGUCUUUAUGAUCAGUGUAAGCGCCAUGGCAAUAGCUUUCCUGACCUUGGGCUAUUUCUUCAAAAUCAAGGAGAUUAAGUCACCAGAAAUGGCAGAGGAUUGGAAUACUUUUCUGCUGCGGUUUAAUGAUUUGGACUUGUGCGUAUCAGAGAAUGAAACACUAAAGCAUCUCACAAACGACACCACAGCUCUGGAAAGCACAGUGACCAGUGGCCAGGCCAGGAUGUCCACCCAGUCCCCACAGUCCCUGGAGGAUUCAGGCCCAGUGAACAUCUCAGUUGCAAUCACCCUAACCCUGGACCCACUCAAACCCUUUGGCGGGUACUCUCGCAACGUCACCCAUCUGUACUCGACGGUUCUCGGGCAUCAGAUUGGACUCUCAGGCAGAGAAGCCCACGAGGAGAUAAACAUUACCUUUACCCUGCCCACAGCCUGGAGCUCGGACGACUGCGCCCUUCACGGCCACUGUGAGCAGGUGGUGUUCACAGCCUGCAUGACCCUCACAGCCCACCCUGGUGUGUUCCCCGUCACCGUACAGCCGCCGCACUGUACUCCUGACACGUACAGCAACGCCACGCUCUGGUACAAGAUCUUCACAACUGCCAGAGAUGCCAACACAAAAUAUGCUCAAGACUACAAUCCUUUCUGGUGUUACAAGGGGGCCAUUGGAAAAGUCUAUCAUGCUUUAAAUCCCAAGCUUACAGUUAUUGUUCCAGAUGAUGACCGCUCAUUAAUAAACUUGCACCUCAUGCACACCAGUUACUUCCUCUUCGUGAUGGUGAUAACGAUGUUUUGCUAUGCGGUUAUCAAGGGCAGACCCAGCAAACUGCGUCAGAGCAAUCCUGAAUUUUGUCCUGAGAAGGUGGCUUUGGCUGAUGCCUAAUCCCACAGCUGCCAUUUUCUGAGAGAGACAGAGAACCAUAAUCAUUGCCUGCUGAACCCAGCCUGGGCCUGGACACUCUGUGAAUACAUUAUCUUGCAAUGUUGGGUUAUUCCAGCCAAAGACAUUUCAAGUGCCUGUAACUGAUUUGUAUAUAUUUAUAAAAAAUCUGUUCAGAAAUUGGUCCAAUGAUGCACGUGCUUCGCACUGGGCGCCGCCAGAACCCUUCAGCCUCACCUGCAGACUUGGCAGGAUGAUCCUGAGUAGCGCCGGAGAGGAUUCGUGACCUCGCCGUCGGAGCAGGCCAUGAUGUCUUUCCCAGGGUCCCAGAGGCGCUUCACUGCUGGUGGGGUUGAGGUUUGCUUUGGUUCUUGUUUCAGCCCGAUCUGUACAGAAUGUUCGAAACAGUCUGCACCUUUGAUACGAUACUGCAUUUCCAAAGCCACCCCAAUCCAUUUUGUGGAUUUUAUGUGUCUGUGGCUUAAUAAUUAUAGUAACAACAGUAAUACCUUUUUCUCCAUUUUGCUUGCAAGGAAACAUACCUAUCUUUCUAAGUUGUUUUUUCCUUUGAAGAAAAAAUAGUCACAUUUUAAUACUACUCUAAUUAAGACAGAUUUGUGCUUUUAUCUUGAGUAAAAAGUUAAAUAUUUAAAAGUCACCUACAUGGUACAUAUUUAAGUUUCAUUUUCCACGUGGGCAGUGAGGAAUUUGGUCUUGUUUGAGUUGAGUUGGCACAGAGUGUUCCACUGUCUUUUUCUUCUCUGUUGUCCCUUCCCUCCAUUAUAAAAGUUAAAACAGCUUCCUCACUCAAAAGGGCUUAAAAAUGAAGUACACACGGCUCUGGAGUGAAAACGAGCUGUUCUCUUCUGGAAUGCAGAUGACAGUAUGGAAAGAGAGGGUGAUGAGUCGGUCUAAUAGUUAUAACAGGGUUUCUUGUUUUCUUUGAAGAGGGAGUGGGUUGUCGUUCCUGGGUGUUUUUUGUUUUUUUUGCAUUUAUUUUUAUGCAAUUAACAUUCUCAGAAGGAAAUGGCAACCAGUGGUAGAUCAGUAACAUUAAGAAAACGAUGCCUGUGAAAUUUGAAGGCAAGCAAUUCUGAUUUGCCAUUUAUCGGGAAAACCAAAAGCAUUUUUCUUUCCUAUAACAUUUUGAUGAUCUAAUUCCUUUAUCCCUGUUUUCCUUCCAAACCAUCUUCAUUUGAAAACAGUUGUGCAUCUGUUCCAGCUCUUUCUUGUUACUUGUAUUCUUACCAUUUUUCUUUUUCUUAAUAGCUUUUUGCCUUAACUCAUAGCCAUUAAUGACCUCUGUGUCCUCCCAAGCCGUGUUCUAGCAGACAGGCAGCUAAAACCUUGGGCACGACUGCCAGCUCUUCUGUCUCUUAACUCCAGGUCUGUACUCUGUUCUAAGUUAGAGCCAGCCCUGCACUCUGAAAUACAUUGGCCUAGAACAUUUUAUCCCAGGCUUUUUGUGUUUUCUUUUAAUAUCCAGGCAUUCUUAAAUGGAAAACAUUUGUGGGCUUUUACUGAAGGUUGUUAUUAAAAUAAUCAUCGUAGUAACCUGAUAUGUUAAUCCUUUGUUUCCUUUUAGUACGUUUCAAGCGCAGUAAUCAUACUUGUCUAUCCAGUUUUUUUAUGAUAUGAGUUGCUUACAUGAUGCAUGGCUAACCGGUUAAUUUAGUUUUCUCUUUAGAGACUUUGAGACAAGAUUGAGAAAGAGCCAUUUGGCUUGGCCUAUUAGAAACAUCAGUAUCACUAAGACCAACAGAUUUUAGAGGAAGCUGCUACUGAAUUAAUAAAAUCCCAAUGAAGUAGCGUUACAGGAAUAGAUUUAGAACUGGCAGAGUAAUAUAAAAGGAAGACAGGUGAAAAAAGUCAGUGUCACUGGUUUGUUCAAUCCAACUUGUUGCUAACAUUAAUGGCCCUUGUUUUAAUCACAGGGACUGGCUGGCAUCUGUAGCCAGGGGAGCAGGGACACUGUUAGGCAUGAGGAAAGGAAGUGCCAAAAAUGCCUGGAUGGUACGACUUGUCAUGAGGUCAGGUCACUCACUUUAAAAUCCAGCAUUCUCCCACGCAGGUGAUUCUCAGAGAUCUUCCGGAAACCCAGCGUCAGCCAGGUGUACAAAGGGAGGAGGGGAGCCCAUGGGGCCUGGGCCCACUGACCCUCAGCAAGUCCAGAGGACCUGUUACUAUCUGGGCACUAGCAGACAAGGCCUCGUCCUCUGCUGUCUCUUGCUGGGGGGGCCUCAGGAUGAGAAGAGUGUCACAGACAGGGCCUGUCUGCCAUUCAGGGGUGACCCCGUGCAGGCACACUGGCUCAUCCUCAGGCAUCUUGGACCAGAGUCCAAUAAAAGGUCAGCAACUUACUAUUAAAAUGGUUGUUUCAGAUCAUAUUGAUCUCUUUCCUUUUUCCUUUUGUCCUUUCACUGUAUGACUUGAAUCAGUUUUGAUUCUAUCUGUAAGUUUUUCUCGUCAUUAGGAACCUGCCACUUCGGUUGCGUUUUCUUUGGCAGUACGUAGGGAUUCAGCAUCCUAGUUUUUCAACCCUCCUGCAGGCACUGUGGGGUUUCGAGGGCCAGCGAAUCCAUUUCACUUACCUUGCUGCAUGAUGGUCAGUAGCUGAUCUGUUACGGCAUUCACUCCCAGAUUAAUUUUCUGUGUUUGAAAUAAGUGCACAUGUGCUUUCCAGAAUAAAAAAUCUGAAUUUGCUGUG